UCAUGGCUCUCUGACAGUUUGGCCGGUCGACGCGAUUCCGUUCGUCGGGACAAGUCGCAUCGACGAACCAGUGUGCAGUGUGGUUAGCCAACGGAUCGAAUAGAGCGUUCGGUGAUCGAACACCCGGUUUAUCGAGAAGAUUCGAUGGAACUCCGUUUGGAACGGGUUCGGUGAUCGCGAGAAUCGUCGUCAGGGUCGAAGUGUAGAGUGUCCGAUUGGAGAAUAAUCGAGGGACUGGAAUUCGAAAAGUAGCGGGUACAUAGAUCGGUGAGCGUAGCUCCGGGAGCCACGAAGAAAGAAGUUGGUGCACCUGCCGCAGUGGUUCUCGUGGCGCCACUCACGUGUUGCAUGCGUGCCGUGCUAUCCAUCAUGGUCGCGGACUCGGAGCGGCUCUGAUUGGUCGGUGGCGCGGUCACGUGGUAUGGUAAUUGGGCUCCGGUGGGCGGGAAGGAGUGAACGAGGUCGCGAAGCUUCGUGGAAGAUCGCAAAAGUGGCGGAAGGAGAGGAGAGGAUAAGCAGCUGUCCACCGGGAGUCUGCUACUCUCCGUGGUCUUGCUCUUUUCGCUCGUUUUCUCUCCCCCUGUCUUUCUCCCUUUUCCGUCUUCUGCGUACCCUUUCCUCUCCGGCCGAAAAAGUCACCCUAACAGGGCGAACGGAGAACGAUGGCCGUGGGCCACAGUGCAGUGCAGUGUGUACGGCUCCGACAAUGAAUAUCAACAUGGAACUAUGCGACUCUAUGAACUAAUUCAGCGACGAGUAGACGAAUAUAUCCGUACAGUGGUCGAUUUCGGAAAGUUACCGCGAUUGGAACUGUAAUCGGGCACCGGGUGUUAAAAAGCAAAGGAUCGUCGCGAAGAUGAGUUCGUUCCUGAUGAAUCCAUCCGCCGGCGGUGGAUAUCAUCAUCACCAGCACCAGCAGGCGGCAGGCAGUCAUCAUUUGGCGGCGACCUCCGUCAUGGUGGAUCCGAAGUUUCCUCCUACCGAAGAGUACAGUCAAAGUAAUUACAUACCGUCCACCGGAACGGACUUCUUUCCCGGCAGCGGGGGCGGUCAUCAUCUGAAUCAUCCUCAGUCCCAUCAGUUGCAGUACGGUUACCAUCAACAUCAUCAUCAGGCCGCGUCCACGCCGUACGGUGCGUCGUCCGCGGUUCAAUUGAACGGCGGCUACGCCGGCUACGGUGGCUACUACGGACCACAUCAUCCUCAUCACCAAGUACACGCCGUGCACCACGCCAGUUUGCAUCCUCAUCACCAUGCGGUGGGCGCUCUGGCGAUGCCCCCGGAGGCGCAGCAACCGCCUCUCACGUGUCCAUCCUCGAUGCAGAAUCAGCAACAACCGCAACAACAGCAGCAACCACCUGUGACCGCGUCCACUGUCCUCGGAUCCACUCCGCUGUCACCUGGCAUUAUGCAGAAUCACGUGCAGCCGCCGGACAAUCUUCAGCAUCAUCAGCAGCCGAGUCAGCAGCCGCCGCACGAUGGCAACGCGUGCAGCCCGACGAACACCGGCCAAAUGCAUCGCGACAACUCGCCGGACCUUCAACAGCAACCCACGACCACUCAACAGACGCAGCAUAUACAGAGCACGCAACAGCAACAACAGCAGCAAAGUCAGCAGCAGUCGCAACAACAUCACGUGGACGACGGCUCCGACCAGGAUGACAUGGAGGACGAUCAGAUGAUGGACGGAUCGCCUGGAAUGAUGGAGGACGAAGAGGAGGACGAGGAAAAUGGAGACCGUGUGAUUUAUCCGUGGAUGAAGAAGAUUCACGUUGCUGGUGUCGCGAACGGCUCGUACCAGCCUGGGAUGGAGCCAAAGCGGCAGAGGACCGCGUACACGAGGCAUCAGAUCCUCGAACUGGAGAAGGAGUUCCAUUACAAUAGGUACCUGACGAGACGGCGACGGAUCGAGAUCGCCCAUACCCUGGUGCUGUCCGAACGGCAGAUAAAGAUCUGGUUCCAGAACCGUCGCAUGAAGUGGAAGAAGGACAACAAGCUGCCCAACACGAAGAACGUGCGCCGGAAGAACGCGAACGGACAAGCGGCCCCGGCGUCCAAACCGUCCAAGUCGCAGGCCAGCAGGAGCAAGCUGGCGACCGGAAACAACAACAGCCAGAGGAAGAACAACAACAACUCGCCGUCGAGCGGCAUCGAAAGCAGUCUCGACUCGAACGUGGGUCUCGACAUGGCCGAGGUGCACGUGGUGAACGCUGCUCUUCCGCACGCGAACGUGGUCCAUCCGAGCUUCCAAGGUCACCCGCAUCCUCUGGCCCAUCUUCAGGCGCAGCUGAGUCAUCACCACGUGAGCGGCAUAAUGGACGGGCCGACGGGAGGGCCGCUGGGUCACAUAGGCUCCGGAAGUAUCAGUCCACUCGCCCCAGCCACCAGUCCCUCGGGACUGUCCCAAGUCACGGCACCCAUUCCGCCACCACCGAUAAAGUCCGAUUACGGCCUCACGGCGCUGUAACAUCCGUCCUGGGAACCAGAGUGUACAGUCGAUCGAGGAUACGUAGGCUACAGGGACGCGAGGUUCCCUUCCGCCGAUCUGGACGUCGUCGCUUAUUGACCAACGCGGUCGAUAAGGUCUCGUCGCGACCAAAUUCGACCAAACUCUGACGCGUCGCGUCAGCCGACCGGAUUGAAACGUUGCUCGAUGAAUGAUCCGUCAGCCGGAAGCAGCAAUUCUAUCUCCUCCGACGUGGACUGCCGGAUAAUUAUGUUGCUGACGGUGAAGUUCGAGACACAGGAGUAGCUGGAAGUUGAUCGUAAUUGUCCUAACCGCAAUGACCCCGACUAGGAUGGAAGUUUCAUCCUAUGAUCCUCCUUUCGAGCCGAGUCAUCCUUAUGAUCUGGUGAAACGAUGUCUCGGUUACCUGCUUCCCGUUGCUGAUACUUUCUGACUGUAGAUGAACUACCGACGCGAAGAGAACCAUAGCGUCAGCGAGUGAAAACGAGGAUAGACCUCGAAGAGAACAUGAACAGUGUGUAAGGGUGUGAUUUACUGUUUGUAACUUUGUGAACAGCGACGAUUGUGACUAGAAGAACUAUUGUUCGGUGAAACACUGCUGAAUGGUACGUUGUAAAACUUUCUUCAAAAUCUUGCCUAUCUGCGGAAUUUCAUUUCUUUCUACGAUUACACCGAGUCAUUUUUCUUAAUUCGAGACUCUUGCGAAGCCGUAAUGUAGAUUAUUUUCUGCGGAAAUUGUAUACUGUUCAGCGAAUAAGAAAAUGAUACAGUGAUGACUGAUAACGUUGACCGAACAUAAUUGUCGACGUUGAAGUGUAAUAAUUGACGUUCACGGAGUAUAAUUCUUAACUUGUAAACAUGGCUGUCUUAGUAAUAGAUUUACCACUUUUUAAGCUUCUAUUAGUUCUAUUCCGAAAAUCAAUUCGCAAAAAAUCAUUUACUUUAUGGCUCCGCGAGGUCCUCAAGUAAAUUAACUAUGCGACCAAAAUCUCAUUUGAAAGAAUCGAAAGUAGUCCCUUACAGUGUUCUAAGUGUAACCGCGACUUUUCGUUCGUCGAAAGCUGUGAUCCGAUAAUCAGCAUCUGUAAUCGAAACGAAGGAAUCGUUUCGUGACACGUUAAACUGUAUAUAUAGUUGUACACGUGUAUGUAUAUAGUCGUGUAAAGAAAGUCUUAUUUGCUAUGUGAUUAAAGUGCGUCGUAUUUCGUAUGUUAUCACGUAAGUGUGCGGUCUUAGCGUCGUUAAGUAUUCGAUAAAGACUAUCGCGAAAUUUAUCGGGAAGCGUUCUCGAAAUUCUCAAAUAACAACGAGGUACUCGUUGUUCCUUCGUAAAGGUAAAUAUUCGUUGUAAAGGAUAUGUACAGUACGGUGACGCUCGCGUUCCGUCGGUGAAACGCGGGAAAAUGGACGACGAGGUGAACCGUAAUGGCGAACGUUUUGCAGUAACUUUGAUGAGGUUUUCAAGAAAGAGAACUCGUGAAACUUGUUUCGUUUGGUUUUUAGUUGAGAGUGGUCUUGAACGAAGUAGAUAGUUCAAGCUUAAUUUAACACUUAAAUUUAUUAAAAAUUUUUCUGUAGAAUUUGACUCACUGAAGAAACGAAAAUGCAUUAGUUAUGUUUCAAAUUUUUAUUAAGAGCUUUGUGUCUUGAAAAUUUUUAUAAAAACACUUUUU
Megachile rotundata (alfalfa leafcutting bee) is the source of this 4140-nucleotide messenger RNA. It is a transcript of the gene Dfd, whose product is annotated as homeotic protein deformed. Gene Ontology annotation, molecular function: RNA polymerase II cis-regulatory region sequence-specific DNA binding; DNA-binding transcription factor activity, RNA polymerase II-specific. Gene Ontology annotation, biological process: anterior/posterior pattern specification; positive regulation of transcription by RNA polymerase II. Lineage: Eukaryota; Metazoa; Arthropoda; Insecta; Hymenoptera; Megachilidae. The record is from RefSeq and is a predicted model, not a curated record. Gene Ontology annotation, cellular component: nucleoplasm; nucleus.